GCUUGCCCCUUAGUUUGUGAACUCUACUCACUCAACAAAUAAGGAAGAGAGCUUGAGCUGCAAAUCUUUAUCUUAUACACAAACAUCCCUGAUUUUUCCUAUACUUGCCAACCCAUGGCGCUUCUUGUCGAGAAGACUACCUCCGGCCGCGAGUACAAGGUCAAGGACAUGUCCCAGGCGGAUUUCGGCCGUCUUGAGAUCGAGCUCGCUGAGGUCGAAAUGCCGGGACUCAUGUCCUGCAGGACCGAGUUCGGGGCCUCCCAACCCUUCAAAGGCGCCAAGAUCACUGGCAGCCUUCACAUGACCAUUCAGACCGCUGUCUUGAUCGAAACCUUAACCGCCUUGGGCGCUGAGGUAAGAUGGUGUUCUUGCAACAUUUUCUCCACACAAGACCAUGCCGCUGCUGCUAUUGCUCGCGACAGCGCCGCAGUUUUCGCGUGGAAGGGUGAGACAUUGCAGGAGUAUUGGUGGUGCACUGAGCGGGCCCUCGAUUGGGGCCCCGACGGUGGGCCCGAUUUGAUUGUGGACGACGGUGGUGAUGCUACUUUGUUGAUCCAUGAGGGUGUGAAAGCUGAGGAGGAGUACGCCAAGUCCGGCAAGAUGCCCGACCCCACUUCCACGGACAAUGCUGAAUUCCAGAUUGUACUGACUAUAAUUAGAGAUGGGUUGAAGGUUGAUCCUAAGAAGUACACAAAGAUGAAGGAAAGAUUGGUUGGUGUUUCUGAGGAAACUACCACUGGUGUCAAGAGGUUGUACCAGAUGCAGGCUAAUGGCUCCCUGCUUUUCCCUGCAAUUAAUGUCAACGAUUCUGUCACCAAGAGCAAGUUUGAUAACUUGUAUGGGUGCCGCCACUCUCUGCCCGACGGACUGAUGAGGGCCACUGAUGUGAUGAUUGCUGGAAAGGUUGGUGUUGUUUGCGGUUAUGGUGAUGUUGGGAAGGGCUGUGCCGCUGCCUUGAAACAAGCAGGUGCCCGUGUGAUUGUGACUGAGAUUGAUCCUAUCUGCGCCCUUCAAGCCCUCAUGGAAGGCUACCAAGUCCUCACCCUCGAGGAUGUCCUCUCCGAAGCUGAUAUCUUUGUCACCACCACUGGUAACAAGGACAUCAUCAUGGUUGGCCACAUGAGGAAGAUGAAGAAUAACGCCAUCAUCUGCAAUAUUGGUCACUUUGACAACGAAAUCGACAUGCACGGUCUUGAGACCUACCCCGGUGUGAAGAGAAUCACCAUCAAGCCUCAAACCGACAGAUGGGUGUUCCCAGACACAAAAACCGGCAUCAUUGUCUUGGCCGAGGGUCGUUUGAUGAACUUGGGCUGUGCCACUGGCCACCCCAGUUUCGUCAUGUCGUGCUCAUUCACCAACCAAGUUAUUGCCCAACUUGAGCUCUGGAAUGAGAGGAAGUCGGGAAAAUAUGAGAAGAAGGUCUAUGUGUUGCCUAAGCACCUUGAUGAGAAGGUUGCCGCCCUCCACCUCGGCAAACUUGGUGCUAGGCUCACUAAGCUCUCCAAGGACCAGGCGGACUACAUUAGCGUCCCGAUUGAGGGUCCUUACAAGCCUCCUCACUACAGGUACUAAGGAGAAGCCAACAUAAAACUAGGAAAACAAUUUACUUUUAACAGCAUUAUUGUUUCUUCUGAAUUACCUUAGGUAUUCUUUAGGGUUCAGCAUUUUGAUGAGGACUAAGAAUAAAUUGAAGAGGGGAUUUGAGUAGUCAUCACAUUUUUAUUUUUGUGUAUCAUAUUUGAGAGUAUAUGAAAAAAGUGUAGUUGCUGCGGCAAAUGUAUUGCUUUGGGCUUCAUUAUAUUCUAUAAAGUGAUAUUGCAUUCAAUUACAAUUCCAA
Messenger RNA from Sesamum indicum (sesame), 1837 nucleotides. RefSeq names its product adenosylhomocysteinase. The record is from RefSeq and is a predicted model, not a curated record. Gene Ontology annotation, biological process: L-methionine cycle. Gene Ontology annotation, molecular function: adenosylhomocysteinase activity. Gene Ontology annotation, cellular component: cytosol. NCBI's taxonomy places the organism in Eukaryota, Viridiplantae, Streptophyta, Magnoliopsida, Lamiales, Pedaliaceae.